This is a messenger RNA of Elaeis guineensis (African oil palm), 1486 nucleotides long. The record is from RefSeq and is a predicted model, not a curated record. Lineage: Eukaryota; Viridiplantae; Streptophyta; Magnoliopsida; Arecales; Arecaceae.
ACUGCCCCCCUGCCCUUCAAACAUCUAUUUAUUCCCCUUCCCUCCCCAAAAGCACAAACCAUCCUCCACUGCCCCCUCCCCACCUCCAUACCUGGUUCCUUCCCCUUUUCAAAACUCCAUUCCAAGUACUAAUUUCUCUCCUAACCUUUGCUCAUUAUUCCCACAUAGCUAUAAUUCCUCGACUUAGAACUCCACUAUUUUUGCAGGCAGAUGGCUUGUCUUGGGUUUCUUUUGGUGAGUCUCCUCCCAUUGUUCUCUCCAGCCCAUGGGUAUGGGCAUGGAUGGGGUUGGUCUAGAGCCCAUGCCACUUUCUAUGGAGGUGGAGAUGCUUCUGGGACAAUGGGUGGGGCUUGUGGCUAUGGAAAUUUGUACAGCCAGGGAUACGGGACUAACACUGCAGCACUGAGCACUGCUCUGUUCAACGAUGGGCUGAGUUGCGGGGCUUGUUAUGAGAUAAGGUGUGUGGAUGACCACAGGUGGUGCCUGCCUGGCUCCAUUGUGGUCACUGCUACCAACUUCUGCCCUCCCAACAAUGCCCUCCCUAACAAUGCUGGGGGGUGGUGCAACCCACCGUUGCAGCACUUUGACCUUUCUCAGCCUGUCUUCCAGCACAUUGCCCAGUAUAAGGCUGGAAUCGUUCCUGUUGCUUACAGAAGGGUCCCAUGCAAGAAGAAGGGGGGAAUCAGGUUCACCAUCAAUGGGCACUCCUACUUCAACCUGGUGCUCAUCACCAAUGUAGGAGGGGCUGGGGAUGUGCAUGCAGUGUCCAUCAAAGGGUCCAGGACUGGGUGGCAGCCCAUGUCAAGGAACUGGGGCCAGAACUGGCAGAGCAACACCUAUCUCAAUGGUCUGGCCCUCUCCUUCAAGGUCACCACCAGUGAUGGCCGCUCUGUGGUCUCCUACAAUGUGGCUCCUUCUAGCUGGUCCUUUGGCCAAACCUUCAGUGGUGGCCAACUCCAUUGAACCCUCUUAUAUACCAUCUAUCCUUAGAGUAACUACAGUAAUGUACCUGCUACUAGUAGGUCAUACGUAUUUGUUAUAUACUUGGUAGUCUAUUGUCGGUAUGGUGUCUUAGUAGCAUAUCCUAAGAGGUCAAGAUGAGAAAGGGUUUAUUUUAAAGUGGCCCUUCUUAUCAUAUUGGAUUGUGGGAAUUGUUCCAUUGGAAGUGGCCUUUUUUGUGGGCCUUGUAUCUUUUUGACGGUGGAGGAAAAAAGAGACUGCGUACUGCUUUCUCUUGGUAGAAAUUGGCAGAGGUGGACUCUUUACCACCCGCCAGUAGGCAUGUAAGGAGCUUGCUGUAGUCAUCGCUCUUUGUACUUGUCUCCUUGUUUCUGUUUCAUUUAUUUGGAAGUUUGCUUAGUUUCACAAGUGGUGAUUGUAACCAGCUUCUAGCUGGGUAUGUUACGUAUGUACCUGUUAUUUUGAGCCAUAUCAAUGAGAGUAAUUUAAAAUUUUAUGUUUAAGAAAUGCAAGUGGGUUCUUGUGU